GCCAAAUUUUGUGUACAAGCGAAAUGGGUUUUUCGCCCGCAGAAAAUCGGCGUGGAAUGUAAUCCGCGCGAUUCACUGCAAAUCGAGUGGUUUCAUUUAUGAAUGGGGAGGAUUUUAACACCGUACACAAGCGAAUGAACCGAGAAGGCAAUACGUAGUUUCCUCAGCGUCCAUCCUGAGUUGAUAACUGUUGAUUAAGGUGCUGGGCAGGCUCUCUUCAACAAGUCGAGAGAUCUAGAAUCAGAGAGGAUAACAAGUCAGUAUUGACUCAUCUCUUAAUCAGUCACUAUCCCUUCUGGACGACCGUGUGCCCUUAGCCAGUGUGCAGUAGGAGCAACAUCGGCAUUUAAAAGAGAGCUUCUACUAGCACGCCACCUCCAAGGGACGCUUGCUUUACGAUGACGAUGGCUAGCCUCUUCUCCUUUACCAGCCCAGUGGUGAAGCGGCUACUGGGCUGGAAGCAGGGAGAUGAAGAAGAGAAAUGGGCCGAGAAGGCCGUCGACUCUCUCGUCAAGAAACUCAAAAAGAAGAAAGGCGCCAUGGAGGAGUUGGAGCGAGCUCUCUCGCGUCCCGGAGAACUCAGCAAGUGCGUGACCAUCCCCAGGUCGUUGGAUGGCAGGUUACAGGUGUCACAUAGGAAAGGACUUCCCCAUGUUAUAUAUUGCAGGGUUUGGCGUUGGCCAGAUCUACAGAGCCAUCAUGAACUCAAAGCAUUGGACUGUUGUGAUUAUGCCUUUGGUAAAAAACAAAAAGAGGUGUGCAUUAACCCCUACCACUACAAGAGAGUUGAAAGUCCAGUUCUUCCUCCAGUGCUUGUGCCGCGCCACAGCGAGUCGAUACCCUCUCACAGUCUGCUGCCAUACCGCGGUCUCCCAGAGCCAGCAUACCCACACAAUGCUACGUAUCCUCAGAGCUUUCAGCAGCAGAACUCUCCUCCUCCACCACCACCAACUCACCCUGGCUCACCCCAUGGGACUUCACAACCCCAGCCUUCCCCUGCCAGCUCCAACCCAAAUAGCCCCUAUGGCUUACCUGCUGACACGCCCCCUCCUGCAUACAUGCCACCUGAUGAAGGAGGUCCAAACCAAAAUGAUAACAGCUCAACUCCUAUGGAUACCAAUCCCCCAUCAUGUGUGGUACCAAAUCAAAUCCUUGCUGUCGAAGGUCGUGAUGUAGCCCCCGUCACAUACCAAGAACCCCAAUCAUGGUGUUCCAUCGCUUACUACGAGCUCAACAACAGAGUGGGGGAGCCCUUCCAUGCUACUACAACCAGCGUCAUCGUGGACGGCUUCACCGAUCCAUCCAAUAACCAUGAUCGCUUCUGCCUGGGUCUUCUCUCUAAUGUCAACCGCAAUUCCACCAUAGAGAAUACAAGGAGACACAUCGGAAAAGGUGUCCAUCUGUACUACGUUGGAGGUGAGGUCUACGCAGAGUGUCUCAGUGACAGCAGUAUCUUUGUCCAGAGCCGCAACUGCAACCAUCGGCACGGCUUCCAUCCGACCACGGUCUGCAAGAUCCCUCCAGGAUGCUCUCUCAAGAUCUUCAACAACCAGGAGUUUGCUGCCCUCCUCUCCCAGUACGUCAACCAUGGCUUUGAGAUGGUCUACGAACUCACCAAGAUGUGUACCAUCCGUAUGAGCUUUGUCAAGGGUUGGGGCGCAGAGUACCAUCGUCAGGAUGUUACCUCUACCCCGUGCUGGAUUGAGAUUCAUCUCAACGGUCCGUUACAAUGGUUGGAUAAGGUCCUCACGCAGAUGGGAUCCCCACAUAACCCCAUCUCCUCUGUAUCAUGAUUGCACAUACCAUUAAAUAAUAUUAGCUCUGAAAUUUUUAUAAGGAAAAUGGGUCAAUUCUAUUUCCUUAUCAACAAUUUCAGCACUUUUGUAUAGUUAAUGAUUAUUAUGUUUUUAAUAUGUUUCAUUUGGACAAUAAGCGAAUAUUGUGAUUUACAGAUUUAGAUUCAAAUUCGAUACAUUUGCCAUGGUCUGAUUCAACUGUUAUAAUGAGAUGCAUAUCACAUCACAUGUAUUCUUUCUAUGAAAUGAAGUAGAGUAAUUAUUACAGAUUGUUUAUCUAUAUGCACUGGUUAUCUUCCAAAUAUCUUUGACCACAAAUAGCUUUUGCACACAUUCUAAUUGUUGUACAUGAAGAGGCAAUUCGCAUAAGACCAAGAUAAGCUGUCUGUCAGAAGAUAUUACAAAAUGGUUUCAUAGCAGAGAACAUAUCAUAGGGCAUGAUGAUAUUGCAUAUGAACAUACUUCAUGGGUGAUUGGUAAAAAAUAGAGGAGACUUGAUUAGAGUUACUUUGUAUUUAUCAUUUAUCAACCCAUUAAGUUAUUAAGUUUUGUGCCUUUUGGCUAAGGAUUCCAACUUGUCUCCUUCCUUCAAAAAUGAAGAAAAAAACACUGUUUCUUUGGAAAUCGUUUGUAUAACAGUAUGUCAUAUUUCUUUUGGGGAAAAAUAACAUAGAAAAUUGUGUCUCUUGUAAAUACCUAAUCAAAAGCAAAUUCGAAUCUGUAUGAUAUCUAAGCUUUUGAUUUACACAUCCAUUCAUUCUUAUCAUUUUAUUUUAUGUAUUCAAGACUGUGUUGACUGCUUUUAACUAUAAAUACCUUUUUGUAUUUCUUACUUUUUUUUCCAUCAGUGUAGAGAUACUAUUCAUGAUAUUGAGAAUCUCAUUGUAAAUAUGUAAAUUGUAAUUGUUUCUCUGGGCUUUAUACCAAAUAUCUGAUCUACUUUUGUUUUCUCUACUUUACUGCAUGAGUCUAAAGGAAUUUUACAAGCAAUAGGUGAAAUAGUAUCGAAGUUUAGCUCACUUUACAUCAUCAAAUUCAGCACAAUUUUCUAUUAAAAGAAUGCACUGAUUUUGUAUGUUUAUUAUUGGUAGGCUGAUUUAUGUUAAUAGUAUUUUUAUCUUUAAAACCAGAACAAACAUAAAACAAUAUAGCACCUGCUAUUCAUCUGUUACUCUCAUAUGCCAGCCCUAUGAUUUAUACAUGAAUUCCAGGAUAAGUUUUUGCCCAAUUUUCUCUGUGUUUUGAUAAUGUUGUGAAGUCUAAAUGUUGUUGCUACAGGUAAAUAGAUGUAGUUUUUGAUAAAUCAAUUUAAGGUCAGUUUCUGAAGUAUUGAUCAUUGCAUCAUUGAUCAGACAGGUGACUGUAUAUUCCAUCUAGGUCAGUAAGUGUACAUGCUUUUAAUUAAAGCCAUCAAACGAAAGAUAGAUCACUCCUUGUUGGCCCUUCAAAUGCAUUCUUAACAGAUCUCUAUCCGAUUUGUUCAUGCAUAACUUACAAAUUAGAUGGAGAUGCUGUACCAUUCUAUAAGCGGUCUAUUACCAGAAACUGUCCUUUGAAAACAUAGGCCUCAUUCAGACAUCUGCACUAAACCACCACAGAAACACUGUCACAGCAAAAUAAAACUGUCUUACAUGAUAAUUAAUUGCGUGUGGGGAAGAAAAAAGACUAGCUGCACACACCAAUGGUCACUAAGCAUGCUCUGUUAUCUGUGUGUUAAAAGAUACAGUUAUGUGAGCCAAGCUUACCGAAUGUUAUUUUAUGUGGCCGUGGCACUUUUUGAGGUGAUUUACUAAGUUGAAUGUGAAGGAGGCUAUAUGAUGUGAUUUGAUGUUGGUGUGUACAUGUUCUCUAUCAUCUUCCAAUCCCUCUCCCCCAUUGAAUGAAACCCCUCCAGUCCUGUGUGAUGUGCUGUUUAGAUAUAUGUAGACCAUUCAAACAUGUUAUGUCAUUGUUUAACUAUGUGUGUAAAAUAUAACAUUGUGUCUCUUCUUUCGGGAGAUGAAAAUCUCAAUUUUGACAUCUCUUUAAAAAAAAAAUCAUGUUUUUCAGAUUGUAUUCCUGACUCAAAAGAGAGAAGAACAAAACUGUCUCUUCCAUUUCGCUGCAAAACAAAUAUGAAUUAUAAUUUGUUACAUUUUAUGCUUGAGUGUCUAUCAUUGAAAUUGAGACCAUUUUAGAGUCCAUUUAAGCUGUUGGUGACAAAUAAUUAAAAUAUUGAAUCGUUAGCCUACAUUGCCAUCUUAAUUUGAUUUUGAUACAGACCUUCAAUUUGAUUUUGAUACAGAUCUUAGAGUAAUAACUCAAUAAACCUUUGCUAAGUGCUCAGUUCAUUUUUCGUCAUUGCACAUUCUCCCGAGUUAACUGCCUGUGGCAAUUUUUGUAUCAUUGCAUAAUAUGGCAUGAUAUUAUAUUGUCAUAACAUUGUGCAAUCAUCUCAAUUUAGUGGACACAAAUGGAAAAUGCUGCAAGUACUUUGGUUUUUAAAGAAGGAAAAAGAGGGUGUUUAUGUAUUGGCAUUGUCAUUAAAACCCUUUGUAUGUUUUUACUUGUAUUUUUCAGUCAAUGUUGCAAAACAAAUGCCUACUGGAGGGGUCAUUUUCAAGUACCGUACAAGUAUCGAUCCUUAAAACGGUCUAUAAGGCUCUAAUUCUCUAGUUGUGUUGACUAUCUUACAGUCUAAAAUCGAUCCAAUAGCUGAGUUGUAAGCAGAGAUCUGCCGGCAUGCACACAUUGAUGAUUAUAGCAAUGGAAAUUGAAUAUUUUUUCAUACGGAUCAUGAUUAUUGAUUUUCUAAAUGGGCUAAUUGAGUCACUUUGGAAAUCUAGAUGAAUCAUGUGUAUUAACUUCAUUAAAUGGUUAGCAAUUAUUCAUUAUCCUUUGCUUAAUACCAAAAGUAAAUACUGAUAAUAAUAAUGAUAAUAAUAAUAUUAAUAAUUAUCACUAUCAGUCAUAAGAAAUCUUUAUGAAUCAUAUGCUAUCCUUAGCCCUUAUCUUCUUCCCAAUAACUUUUGGACAUUCCUUAAUGUAGCUUCUUUAUUAUUCUCAUUUUUCUCACUUUUGUUUUUACUGUCAGUUUUGUCAUUCUAAGUAGUUUGACACAUAUUUUGUUAACAAUUUAUUAUCCCAAUACUUCUGUCUAUUUCUGGAACUGAAAAUUAAUAUGGUGAAUAUGAUCUUAAUGCACCAGAUAAUGAACCACUAAAGACUUGACAUUUUCAAAAAGGAUGUAUGAGAAUAAUGAGAUGCAAAUUCAAUCUCUUUUGUCAUUUGCUGAAGUGUGGCAAUUAUUCAACUUUUUGUAUGUACAACUAGAUAAUGAUGAGUAAAAUCAACUUGCCGCUUUUUGUAUCUGAACUCUAGAUUCUAACAAAACUGAUUAGUUUUAAUGGAAAUAUUUGUAGAGUAUGGUGUGAGAUAUUGUGUCAGCAUUUUUUCAAAAAUCCUACUGAAUGACUUUAAAUCAACAGUCUCAGUAUGAAGACAGUUGGUUGUAAAUUCCUCUUUUUUAAAAUCUUUUUUAUUUUAUUUGUGUAGAUACGUAGUAGUCUGUGAGAUCUCUGUCCAGCAGUCUUCAAUAAAAUGAGGCUUUAGAUCAUAUUAA
This is a messenger RNA of Strongylocentrotus purpuratus (purple sea urchin), 5397 nucleotides long. RefSeq names its product mothers against decapentaplegic homolog 5. Gene Ontology annotation, molecular function: I-SMAD binding; RNA polymerase II cis-regulatory region sequence-specific DNA binding; DNA-binding transcription factor activity, RNA polymerase II-specific. Lineage: Eukaryota; Metazoa; Echinodermata; Echinoidea; Camarodonta; Strongylocentrotidae. Gene Ontology annotation, biological process: regulation of transcription by RNA polymerase II; SMAD protein signal transduction; transforming growth factor beta receptor signaling pathway. The coding region runs from base 399 to 1793 and encodes 464 amino acids. Gene Ontology annotation, cellular component: heteromeric SMAD protein complex. The transcript has 6 exons. The record is from RefSeq and is a predicted model, not a curated record.